AGAGCGAGAGAGAGAGAGAGACACAACAGCGGAAUCAUAGCAACUUGAGGGGCAAGAGGAACGCGAUGAGGAAGCUUUCGCACCACCGAGGAGCACCAUGACUUCCACUGCGUUCCGCUAGCUGACCUCCAGACGAUAUCCAGCGAACAUCGACUCUGCUCCCCGUCUUCCUCGUGGCCGUUUCCUUCGACUCCGGGUUGCCGCGCCGACGCAGCCCCGCAGCAUGGAGAGCGUCCGCCGCGUCACUGAAGGCUGAGCGGAAGCAACGAGGAUCUUCAGGAGAUGUUCCAGCGGGGCCUCGUGGCUGCAGCAGCUGGGCUUCAGAGCGCUUUUUUAUGACCAGUAUUGCAUGUGUGUCGGCGGGCACAACCUGCCUACUGCUCAGGCACGGACGUUCCGCUCUGAGACUGGAGCUGGAGAACACCCAACACCGGAGGCCCUCGAGUGAACAAGAACCGCAAAGAAGGGAAGCCAGAAGAGCUGUCGGAUCCACUUGAACUCCUUUCAGUGCCUUCUGAACCGCUGCACAGCAACAGCGUCCUCCGUCCUGUGAGGUCGAGUGUCUCCCCCUAAAGAGUCCUCUGUCCUUGUCGUUGGAGUUUCUAUGGUUUGCGUGGCUGGAGAAUAACCGUGGAGAGGCCGGGAUAUCACAAGCUUAUGGAUUUUGAGAAGAGAGGGGGCAAAGGAGAGACAGAGGAAGGGAAAAAGAUGUCUAAGACGACGGGCAGCAGGACUGGACAUGGGGGCCGGAGUUCGGGGACCAACUCUGGAGUUCUUAUGGUCGGCCCAAACUUCCGCGUGGGUAAAAAAAUUGGCUGUGGGAACUUUGGAGAGCUGCGGUUGGGAAAAAAUCUCUAUACGAACGAAUAUGUGGCCAUCAAAUUGGAACCGAUAAAGUCCAGGGCACCGCAGCUGCAUCUGGAGUAUAGAUUCUACAAACAGUUGGGGAACUCGGAGGGAAUCCCACAGGUGUACUACUUCGGUCCGUGCGGUAAAUACAACGCCAUGGUGCUGGAGCUGCUGGGGCCCAGCCUGGAGGACCUGUUUGACCUCUGCGACCGCACCUUCUCCCUCAAGACCGUCCUCAUGAUCGCCAUACAGCUGAUAACGCGGAUGGAGUACGUCCACACCAAGAGUCUGAUAUACAGAGACGUGAAGCCGGAGAACUUCCUGGUUGGGCGGCCGGGAAGCAAGCGGCAGCACACGAUCCACAUCAUCGACUUUGGGCUGGCCAAAGAGUACAUCGACCCCGAGACCAAAAAACACAUCCCCUACCGGGAGCACAAGAGUCUGACCGGGACGGCGCGCUACAUGAGCAUCAACACGCACCUGGGAAAGGAGCAAAGCAGAAGGGAUGAUUUGGAGGCACUGGGUCACAUGUUCAUGUACUUCCUCCGAGGUAGCCUCCCCUGGCAGGGCCUAAAGGCGGAUACUUUGAAGGAGCGGUAUCAGAAGAUUGGAGACACCAAACGAGCGACGCCCAUCGAAGUGCUCUGCGAGAGCUUCCCCGAAGAGAUGGCCACCUAUCUGCGCUAUGUGAGGAGGCUGGACUUCUUCGAGAAGCCCGAUUACGACUACUUGAGGAAGCUCUUCACGGAUCUGUUCGACAGGAACGGUUACGUCUUCGACUACGAGUACGACUGGGUCGGCAAAUCACUGCCGACGCCGAUCGGCCCGAUCCCCAGUGACACGCCGCUGCCGCCCAGCAGCAGAGACAAAGCACAACAGCAGACCAAAAACCAGUCGCCUGAGCCCAAAGGAAGUGAGUCCCAGCCCACCCCCGUCACCACUAAGGAGGCUCUGGGCUCGCACCUCACGGCGGAGCGGCUGGGGGGCUCCGUCCAGGUGAUGAGCUCCACGAACGGCGAGCUGAACACUGACGACCCGACCGCCGGACACUCGAACGCCCCCAUCACCGCGCCCACCGAGGUGGAGGUGUCCGACGAAACCAAGUGCUGCUGUUUCUUUAAGAGGAGGAAGAGGAAAACCCUCCAGAGGCACAAGUGAAGCGUGGAGAACAUGAAACAUUGUGGUCACUGUCGAGUUUUAGAUGGAAGCAACUACACAGACCCACUGCCCCCCCCCCCCCCACACCUUAUCUCCCCCCCCCCUCCCCUCUGCCCCUCCCCCCCUCCUUUCUCUGUGCUAACUGGGAGUUAAAGGAACUCCACAGAGACGGACUCUUGAUUCCUUUAAUCGACAAACAAAAAUAAACGUAUCUGCAUUACAGAGAUGACGGGUGUGGGGGGGGGAAGGGGGCGGGGCGGGGCGGGGCUUGAGGAAAAAAAGUAAAAGCUGUAACAAUGAAACUCGAAUACCGUGGCGUGAAUAUGAAACGGGCGAGAUCCGGUCUGAACGUGUUCUAGAUUCCAGUGUCGGUCCAACGGGGAACUCUGAUCCGUGAUUCAUUUUCCUUCUUUUCCUUUUCGGUGUUUUUGGGAUCAAAGGUCAUGAGGACAAGUUUGAGUGACGCGGGAAGCGUUUCAUCCAUAAAACAGAAUUUGGAGGAUUUUAAAUGUUUUUUUUCUUUCUUUCAUUAUCUUUUCUUUCCAUGUUUGUAAUUUGAAUCCUCAGUUUUUUCUAAAAAUCAAAAAACCUG
This is a messenger RNA of Pseudoliparis swirei, 2599 nucleotides long. RefSeq names its product casein kinase 1, gamma 2b (gene csnk1g2b). Gene Ontology annotation, molecular function: protein serine/threonine kinase activity; ATP binding. Lineage: Eukaryota; Metazoa; Chordata; Actinopteri; Perciformes; Liparidae. The record is from RefSeq and is a predicted model, not a curated record. The coding region runs from base 658 to 2007 and encodes 449 amino acids. The transcript has 12 exons. Gene Ontology annotation, biological process: peptidyl-serine phosphorylation; endocytosis; signal transduction. Gene Ontology annotation, cellular component: nucleus; plasma membrane; cytoplasm.